Labrus bergylta (ballan wrasse) is the source of this 9612-nucleotide messenger RNA. Lineage: Eukaryota; Metazoa; Chordata; Actinopteri; Labriformes; Labridae. The record is from RefSeq and is a predicted model, not a curated record.
CAAUCGAGCAGAGCAUCGAGCAGGAGGAGGGUCUCAACAGAUCAUCAGCGGACCUCAGGAUCCGCAAGACACAGCACUCGACGCUGUCACGUAAGUUUGUGGAGGUGAUGACUGAGUACAACACCACGCAGUCCAAGUACCGUGACCGCUGCAAGGACCGCAUCCAGAGACAGCUGGAGAUCACUGGGAGAACCACCACCAACGAGGAACUAGAGGAUAUGUUGGAGAGUGGCAAGCUGGCCAUCUUCACCGAUGAUAUCAAAAUGGACUCUCAAAUGACCAAGCAGGCUCUUAACGAAAUCGAGACCCGACACACCGAGAUCAUCAAGCUGGAAAACAGUAUCCGCGAGCUGCACGACAUGUUCGUCGACAUGGCCAUGCUGGUCGAGAGCCAGGGAGAGAUGAUUGACAGAAUUGAGUACAACGUGGAACACUCCGUGGACUACGUGGAGCGAGCUGUGUCCGACACCAAGAAGGCCGUCAAAUACCAGAGCCAGGCCCGCAAGAAGAAGAUCAUGAUCAUCAUCUGCUGCGUCAUCCUCGGCGUGGUCCUGGCGUCGACCAUCGGCGGCACGCUGGGCUUCUAAGACGCUCACGCCCCCCUGCCGCUGUGACGACUGAAAACCGACCAACCGUCCGACCGCCAGCAGAGAAAAAGAAAAACACCAUCGACAACAACUUCACAAAAACUUGAAACAAAAAUGCAAGACAGAUAACCAAUCAGCUAGGAAGAGAUAACAAUCCAAUCACAGAUAGGAGGAAACACCGCAGGGUUGGGUGGGGUUCAAAAAACAACGACAAAAAAACCACAAUAAAAACACCAUUACAUUAUAGCUGACUUAAAUACAUAACAUAUACAAAAAGAGGGUACAAAUAAACCUAUUUAUUACAGAUGUACAUGUAAAUGUAUUGAACAUAUGAAGCAACACAUGGGUUACCUACCUGUAAAAAAAAAUAUGACCUAUAAUAUAACAUAUACUUGUUUGUUUGUUUUGCUUUUUUUUCUUAUUUUUUAACCGUUUUUUUUUCUUUUUUUGGAGUCUCCGAGGACAGUGAUGAUGAUUGCUUCUGGGUGGCAGUUCUGUAGGAUGGGCAUUCCAGAGCUAACGUCUUAUUUGUUUUUUUGACUUCCUUGCUUUGAUUUAAUCGUCCGUAGAACUGAGCGCAUUCUUAAUAAAUGUUCUCAGAUUUUAAACGUAAAGACAAAAUCUAUGACAGCUCCGGCAGAACAUUCUGGGGCUCUCGAGCUCUGCGCUACAUGUGGGAACAGUCUGUUCCGGAAUACUGACAGAACACGGCGAGGUUCCGGAAUACUGUCAAUUGAGGAAUAUUAUGGAAUGUCAUUAGUGAUUCUGCAAUGUUCCAGAAUGUCAUCUGUAUUUAUGGAAUAUUCUGGAAUCCUGUAAGUAAUGCUGGAAUGUUCUGGAAUGCUGCCCUGCCGGACGAGCACCCACUGGCUUAAGUAGAACCAACUUUGUUACCUUGUCUCUAUGAGGGAGGGACGAACCUGGCUGUUUGCUUCAGCCACCCUUUGUAGAAGACCUCUCAUUGGUUGCUUACUCCUGUCACUCACCUCAGUCAGCCUGUUAAAGGAGUUUAGAAAGGCAUGCCCAAACCUUGCAACACAGUGUGUAAAAUCACAAGAAAAAAAAAAAAAUGACACUCACCCACUGAACUGUUUUUCACAACCAGCCGACUGGUUUGGAAAACACCAUGUGGUGAGGGGGGUGUCAUUAGCAGUGGCAGGUUUCCACAACAACAACCUCCCCUUCUUGACGCACCUAUCCGACCAAAGAGCAAGGGGAGGGAGGGCCCAGUUUUUUUUCUGCUGAAUUAGAUUGACCAACGGCAGAGAACACGAACUUGACCGACAGGAGCGCGGUGGAAAGGAGGAGGAGGGUUUAGAGGAGUGUGGGAGGAGAAGGGCAGUCAAUCUAUGCAGUUUAGAUAAAAUGAAGACGACUUGUCCCGCCUCCCGCACUCAAGAUAGCCAAUGAGGAUCGGUGGUUCAAGUUCUUGCACCAAUAGGGUCAUUACAUAAGGCGAUGUAGAAGUGAGUCAGGGCUGAUUGUCAUGUCCGAGCUGUCACGGCUGUUCUUCCAGAAGAUUCUUAAAAAUGAAGAGAACACUUUAAAAAGUACAGAAUAAACGAUAAACUAAAACAUAGCAUUUCAAAAACCAACAAGCUAGACAAUUUCAACAGAAGAUGUAGAAACUCUAAAGAUGCUGGCAUGCCCUGGUUACCUGAGUGUCGUGGUAAUAUUGUUGAUUUUUCAUUCUUUAUGGGGAACAUUUGUUGCUUCGUUGUUCCGUGGUGCUGCUGUUUUAGUGCGUGCAUGACGUGUCCCGUGACGUAUCAGCCUGACAUCAUUUAGCAGUUACUGUUCAGUCUGGUUUGAUGCAUUUGCCUGUGUCCUCCCGGCAUCCCUCCAUCUCCUGACUGAGUGUGUGUUUGGAGAUUGUGGUAUUUGAUUUAUCAGUUUAAUUGCCUCAGUUAAACAGGUGCUACUUAACAGAAGAGGCAUUUCCUGUUGGUGGAUUGUCUGUGUGGAAGGCGGAAUAUGUGACGCACACACAUUCACAUAUUUACACAACAUAGAACAUGCUUGAACGCCUCAUACAUGUAACAUUUCACACAGACACACUGAUCAUUCUCCCUUAUUGAACACAUUAUUUACUUAUUUGUGUCACACAUCUUGCCAGUGCUUAUUUUGGACUAGUUAACUAGCAUGAUAUAGCGUUAGCUUGUGUACUGUGUGGCACAUAUAGCUGCUUGUCAAAGAUUGAUCCUGAGUUUUCUGUUCUUAUUUUAAUGCUUAAUAUCAAAGACACUUUCUGCGUGUCUGAGCAGUGUUGGGGAAAGAAAAAUGAAACUUGAAAAUGAAAGCGGAACUGUGAAAGCUAGUUCUUGACGUUUGAAAAAGACAAAAUCAUCUAAAAAAAAACAGUUUCACAUGCUGUUUUUAACACUGCAUCUCAAAAUGAAGUUAGCCUUCUUUUCAAAUUCAAUCUGCCAAUGACAGCAGAACAUUUGGGAAUAGGCUAGUUAGCUCGUUAGCUAGUAAAAAGCAACAAAGAAAAGACAAAAAGCUUUGAUUUGAUCAUUGGCCUCUUUCUGAAACUUAUAGCCAUGGAAUUACAUCAAAUUCAUCGUCAAUUAAUUUAACUAUAUAUCAGAAUAUCACGAUGCAUUUGCAGAUAGCAGUGUGGCUACUUCUUAACACUAAGACUAACCACAAAUUACCUUUUAACUUUAGAUUGGCCAAUCUUAAUAGAGUCAAGAAGACAAUAUUUGUCAGUUUAUCUGAUGAAUGUGUGAAUCUCAACACUGCUCCAGAUUGGGGCAACAUAUGUGUGUUGUGUUAUUAUGUGUUGUACAAGCAUGUUUUAUUUAGUUACUGCUAAUGCAGUCUGUGUGUAAUACUGGACACACGGGGAUGUAUAACAUUACAAGACAGUAUUGUUACCUUGGCUUUUGAUUGGGGGGGUUAAGGAGAAAGGUUUGCUUGUGUCAGGCUCUGUGAUACGGAGGUGUGAUGCUUCUGCUGAGGCCUUCACAAGCAAUCCUGCGCUGUCACUGUCAGGAUAUCAUCAACCACAAAAACUACCUUAAACUCAGCAAAAUCAGUCAACACUGCUCUUGGUGUGAAAGCAAUAAAGUCAGUUGUUAGGUUUCAUUUGACAAAACAAUUUGUUAGCUAGCUAGCUCACCUUGUCUACAUUCUGCCCCCAGUUUAGUGUCUGGUGUUGUAAAGUGCAACCAUAAUAUUUCUUUGGUAAGCAAACAAACAAAGCCACAACAUGGCUAACAAUUUUUAUCCAAGACAAGAUCAUGUUAGUCGUCCUGUUGUAAGCUAAUGGUACCGCUAGCUGCCAGUAUGAAGUGUAGACAUGAAAAAAUAGUCAUUGUCCUGUUAAAAAAAUGUGUUUUCUUGGCAGUCAUUAUAGAUAGAGCUGUUAGUUUUAGAUGUCUGUGAUGCUGUGUAGUUGCUAAAUGAAAUAAAGGGCAAACAUGUUUUUAGUUCCAGGCUUUGUGGACGAUCUGAUUCGUGAGUUUUCAUUUUACUCCCCGACUUCUGGUAACCAAAACUACACUCUGUGUUCACCAAAGCUUAGCAAACACCCUAACCCUCAAAGCAGCCAAAUCCAAUAGAUGUUUGUUCACAAUAAUUGUCAAUAGAUAUAGAAUCUGCAGAUGUGUUGUCAAUGUUCAUGGCUAAUUAUUGUCCUUUUAGGUGCUUUUUUAGAGGUUUUUAAAAAUGUAGUACACACUGAAACUGUCAACCAUGACUGAAAUAUCAAACCACGAUUACUCAAACCUAACUACAUUCCCCCAGGUGUCAUUGGACAAUCUUAGAGUUUUACAUUUUCUAUGUUUCAGACAUUUUAUUAGGAAAUUGACAAAUUUGGGAAAAUCAAAAGGACAUCCAUACAUUUGUCCACCACGAUGCUUCAUUUGUCACCUUUCAUCAACAUCAUAAAGUCAGUUGUUAAGUUACAGGUUAUUGAUGGUCGAUGGUUGUCAGGGUGACGUCACGGUCAUCACAGUGGUCGUGCAAUGGUUGGGCGGCGUUGGUUGCGGUGGAUUUAAAUCUGCGAUGUGAUGAUGCUUAGCACCAGCCAGCUUGUUGAGAGUUAUGUUUCUUUGCUGUGUAUGUGUGUGUGCAUUUUUCUGUAAACUUCCUGUUCCUGUCUGGUAUCCAUCAAGCCCUGUUGUUCCCCUUUGGUGUGGAAAACAUGGACAAGCUUCACAAACUAAAGACUUUAUGGUUUGUUCAACAUCUGGAUGAUGAUUAGGAAGUUUGUCCCAGUAUUCAUUCCCGCUGUCCAUUUGUCCCUCCUCUUCCUGUUUGUGUUGUAGUUGUUUGGUUGUAGAAAAAGGAAUGGAAGUCUGCCCCUUCCCCUCCCAAGCAGACCCUUGUUCAUCUUGUUGAGUGUAAUGAUAAUGAUAAUGAUAAUAAUAAUAAAAAGGCAUGCAAAAGCGUUGUGGAGUUUGCAUGAUGGUGUUUUUGUACCCCACCCCCAACCUGCCCUCCAUGUCGCGCACUUUACUGCUCAUCGGACCUGUCUUUGGUUAGCACGUUACCUAACUACACUAAUCCGCCAUUUUUUUAUUCAAAGCUAAACACAUGUUGGCAUAACGCAAUAACUUGUGUUUUGUUUCUGCCAUUGUUGGAACAGUAACUGAAAUGUUUAGGUGUUUUGUUUCAAGACUGAGUUGGUAUUUAAAUGUGAAAGACAAAAACUUUCAAACCCUGUUGUCCAUUGGGUCAUUCUGCUCACCCCCCAACUCCGUGACAUUGACCCUCCAAGCCUCCCACUAGGUUUCACACCUCUGUUAGCAUCGUUUUCUGAUAUUUUGCCUCCAUGGUUGCAUUUGUGUGGUGUUUUUGUGGAGGAAGUGCCCCUGCAAAUGUUCUUAGUUGUUCAAAGUCUGAAAACCUGUGGGCUAACCUCCCGUCACCUCUCCACCCAGCCUUGUCUGCAGCAUGCCUCCUUACCUGCUCAGUCAAACAAGAUUGGUGCAUAAAUGUGUGACUGUGUGUGUCUGUGUGUGUGUGAUAUUGUGUCGGAGCAGCACAAGUUUGUUUUGAUGUGUGACGCAUCCGAUGGCAGGUUCACGGGUUUCUCGGCCAUUCGAUGAAUACCACUUUUCUUUCUUUAAAAUUCACGACAAAAGUUAAGACAUCCGAAGUCUUUAUAGACGCCAUGAUCACUGUUAUUAUAUUUAUUCAAAUUUAAACCAAAGCGUUUUCUGCCCUCCCCUCAUGUGUUCUCAAAAUGUUCGCCGCUAAUAUCAAAGAGCACAACGCGAGUCAAGUUUACACUGAGAUGUUCGUCAAAAAUGUUGGAAAAAAUAUAUGUAAUAAAAAAACAUCAAAUGCUACUAUGCCAUAUCUAUAAAAACAAAAGCCCUGCCCCCCUGCCCACCACCAGCCCUCACUGCAUGUUGGUCUGUACGCCAAUCAACCCGACCAAAUUACCCAGUAGUUACCUCACACCACGAUGACGUCUAGCUCCACAUCCCCUCUCCUUUCUUUCCACCUGUUGAUGUUAGUUUGUGGUCGGAUUUAGUGCACAAAUAUGACCAGUAAUCAUCUGUAAAAACGAUUAGCAUACAUGCGCUUCUUCUCUUGAGGCAUAUACGGAGACAAUGGUGGUGCUUUCUUAUGCUAUUUAUGAAUUGCUAUUAUUCUUGUUCUUUUGGUGUCCCUUUCUGUAUAGCUUGUUAAUCAGUCUCUGUGGUCACACUUCAGGAUCAAUGCCACUCUGCAGGUUUUUAAGGGUUAGCUAGCUAGCUAGGUAUCUUACUCCACAGUAGACAGAAGCCUCUGGGUUUCACAUACAAAUAACAGCGGGGUCAAUUACGAUGAGGCAGAUCUAGCUAACAAUGCUUCGUUGUAAAUGUCCGUCUUUAAUGUUGCUUUUAUUUGUAACCUUCACAGCACUCAACCCUGAAUGCACAACCGUACAGUUAACAGUUAAAUCUGUUCAAAUUAGGGAUGCAAAAAAGAUGCUAACGUGACCCAUAGGCUAUAGAUGUUGCUCCAGCGGAAGAUGCUAGCAAGCAAAUGUCCACGUGAAAUCUGUCCAUGGAUUAGCUGCUGCACAGUUAUCUUAACAUUUGAUCAAAGGACGCUUCUGAACUACUAUUGUGCAGGUAAAGGAACAGAUAAGUGAUCUUUUUUUUUUUGUUGUUGCAAAAAUUAGGGACUGAAAAAUGUGCUAGCUAUAGCUCCCGUAAACCUACAGUGAGCAUUUUCCAUUGUGUGAGAGAGGACUGCAGCCUUGUCACCAACACACUGAAUUUCUAUAACUGUAUGUACAUGGCUCUAUGGCCAUAUCUGCUUCUGUUGGCUGUGUACAGUUUCUGUCAGAGCGGGGUACAGAAAGCAGGAAAAAAUCAUCCGGAGAGAAUUUGGGUGUGACAUCACGACUCCAAAGAUUGACUUACCACUAGCUUUUAGCUAUUAGCCUGCAUGCCGAAGUAACUUUGGGCAUUGUUUCACACAUGUUUAAAUAAUAACGUGUAGUCCCUGUAGUAUCAUAUUAUUUUUAACGCAAAAUGUGUGUGGGCACAAAAUGCUCUGCAGUUACUUCCGCAAACGAUUUGUUUUAAGCAGCACAACUCCUGCAGGCGAGGGUCUGUCUCUGAAGCUCGUUCUCAACAGACACCGUGUUCAAAGACUUUGAGGAUUUAAGAUCAUUGUGCUUUUUUGUUCCUCUGAUGUUGGACAGUGAAACUCCUCUCUACGAUGAUUUUUGUCUUCCUGAAAACAAUUUUCAAAAACCAAAACCUGUUCGGUGCCCUGCUCUGGAUGAUAAAAUAUGAAAAUGUUUUGUUUCGUUUUUGUCGUGGCUUUGACCUGCUCAAGCAAGCUACAGUGUGAUAUUAUCGUUGUUUCUGAUUUAUUUUUUUAUUUUUUAUGUGAAGCUUCACCCACAAGUCUCUGCUCUCCUCAUUGUACGAGACAGUAUUUAAGUUUGUAUCAGUGUUUUUCCCUAGUGGGAGGGGUGGGAGAAGUCAGGGGAGGGGUCAUGAAGAUAGACCACGCCCACAUGGUCUCUGCCAUAGCAAGUAGAAAAGACAGUUGAAUAAAAUUAUCAUUACUAUUGUUAUUAUUAUUAUUACUACCAUAAAUGACAAAUGAAAAUGCAGUAAAACAUUUGCAAAAACCCACAAGGAGAGCGAACGCUUCACAAAAAGUGAUCAAACUAACAUAAAAACAUAAGAAGGGAGGUUAUGAUGAUUCUAUAAUAGCAAUGAUUUAAAGAAGUACAAAAGGAGUUAUGUUAUCAUAAAUAAUAGUAGUAAUAUUGAAUAUUGAAUGCUCGCAAUUUUGUCAAACUGAAACUGGAUUCUUUGUGUUAUGUAAUUAUUGUAAAUAACUUCAAAGAGAGAAAAAAUGACUUGCAUGUCUAUGUAUAAAUCUACUGAGAUAUCUAUUCCCGUCAAAGUUGACACGUAGUUCGAUCUCUGUCCUUUUUUGCAACUUUCGCUUUCCCCUCCAACAUCACCCAUCCUCCCCUCUGCCCUCCCCGACAACAGUCCUUGAAUUCUCUCUUUGUGGGUGAGAGAACAACAGGAAGAGAAGAGAGGAAGAGAAUCAUAGCUUCCAGCGUCCUCGUCCGUCAUGCCCAGUUCAGAUGCUGUGUUUGCACCAGCCCGCAGAAAUGAAACUAUCACACCUGUGGGAGUAAAGUGUACAACAAUGUUUUUUCUGAAAAUACGGCCAAAAGGGAAACACUGUUGUUCCUCUAAUUUGUCACGAUUGUCUCUUCAUUUCUUUCACAAUUUAGACAGAAAUGAAAAGAUUUUGGUGUGUCAGCGGGUAUUUGAUGUAAACACAGCUACAACCACACCUCUGUCCAUCACCCCAGUUCCAGAGGCUCCACCCACUGGCUCCUCUGAUGAAAGUGCUUCCCUCCAUAAUAGGAAAAUUAACCCCGCCUCCAGGGCUUUCCAGGUCACGCCCCCUUGAUCGUUUCGGAAGCUCUGUGAGCGGGUUUCCGAACUCUCUCUCUCUUUCUCUCUCUCUCUCUCUCUCUCUCUUUCUCUCUGUCCCACUCUCUCAAGCAAAGCUUGUUAGCCAAACACCAAAUCUGACACGUGGUCUCUUUACCUGCCUGUUCUCCCAGAAUAUAGCCUGCACCCAACUAGUCUAUGCUAACCUGCUAACAGUCUGAUUACUAGAAAAAGUUCUAAGAUGCAAAAUGUUCCAAAUGUAACAAACCAUUUGCCCAUUAGCCGUCGUCUUCGUCUGCAGUUAACAUAAAACAGAGAGGAUCUGCUUUCUAACAUAUCUCAUUCUUGGUCUUCAUUUUAACAGCGACCAUAGCGCCUUCUGAUCCACUUAAACUAAAGCUGUUUUAAGUUCGCAUGACUUUUGCACCAUUGUUAGUCUUCAGGCUGAUAUCAGUGUUGUUAAAAUGCACAAAAAGGGGCGUAGUCCAAUUUUAAAAUUUGUUCCUGCAUCAGCUCAGCCCUCCAGGUGUACCUUCAAGUUUUGACCACAGUCUUCCUGUUACAUGGCUUUUUCCAUUUAUUAGUUCUCAACCAAGGGCUGAGCUUCACAACUCACCGGCGAGGUCAAACUCUAGAUUGGAUUUCAACAGAUUAAAGAGAAUACGUGAAUAAAAGAAACAAUCUUUUGACUGAGGGCAAUUUGCUAAAUUCUGAACGCAGUCCAAGGGCAGCUUUUCACCAUCGACAGGUUUUGAGAGACACGGUUGUCCAAGAGUCUUCAUCUAAUUCCUUGCCCAAUCUCUAGCCUCACACAGGCCUACCGAAACAUAGCGUGCAAUAUUUAGAGAAACAAGGGCUUUCAUCAUUGUGCAGGAGUUCACUGACCUUUAAGCUCAGACAUCCUGCACGGACUCCAUUUUUAAAAAUCACUCAUUUUAUACGCCAUAAAAAAAAAGCACCAUUUGGCUCAUUGUGUACCAUGAAGAAAAAGAAAUGUCUCACCUUUUUUUUUUUUUUUUUUUUUUUUUUUAAUGCAGUUGGACAAUUAAAGUCAGAAAGAGGCAUCUUGGGGGGGAAAUGGCAGUAUAAAGAGAUGGAGAUUUGAGGUCCGAAUUUCUUUUUCCAAAACUUAGAAAAAAAAAAAA